AUGAUUCUGAAUUUCCUCUUCGUAAUAUGGACCCUAUGUGCGACUGCUGGUGCAGCUCCCCAGUAUGAGUAUCGUUCCACCAAAUCUACAGUCACCGUCUACGCCGCUUGUUCUGAUACCACUUCGUUCUCAAUUCCAUCAGGCAAUCGUAUGGCACAUGUUUCUGGCAUUUCUGCAGAUACAACUCUUCACGUCGCGCCCAUUCCUACAAACCCGUCUUUACAAUUAUCAAAACCAACUUGGACUAUCGAAAAUUCCCAAUUGCCAAAACCCACGGGAAAGGUAGAAGCCUCGGGAUUAUCUGAUCCGGCUCAAGAGACCAUACUCUCUCAAUCAUCAAGCAAUAAUUACGCCUUCGUAGUCAUUAGCGGUACAACUAGUUGGUUAAAUGGGCAAACACCAACCAGCAAUCCAUCUCAAUCUUUCGUUGUAGUCACUAGCGCUAUUACAGUGGUUCCUCUAUCAACUGUGCUUCCAUCACCAUCACCGUCAACCAGGGAGUCUGUGAUUUUGUCAACAGAAACGGUUAUUCCUUUACCGGCUCGUCCUUCAUCGACAAAAAUCUCCAGUAGUGAGCCCAUGGUUAUAUCGACAGCGACAAUUGUCCCUCUACCAACCCUUCCUCAAUCAUCUGCAAGCCAGCCAGCAUCGACCGGUGAGCUGAUGUCUAGUAAUAAGCCCGUGGUUUCAUCAAAGAAAACAAUUGUCCCAUUAAUGCUGACUUCCAUUCCUACUUCUGCUACCAUAGAAAGUAGUAUUUUGCUUGUUCCUAUAUCAUCAUUGACAAUGGCAACAUGGACCUCAGCAUUACCAUCAGCGGCCAAUAUAACAUCGGUUAUUUCCAGUUCGGCAGUUAAAACCAGCAGCGUUCUCAAUCUUUCUUCCGCGAUUAGUUCUUCUACUAUUGCGGAGUCUAGUCCAAGCAUACCUUCUGUCUCAAUUCCAACAAUACCCAAACCUGAAUCCACUCGGAGCAUUGUUGAACCAGUCACUUUGGUUUCAUCUUUCACUAUACUAAGUACUAUGAGAUCUGCAAUCUCAUCCGCCGUUGUUCCCACCUCAAAACCAGAAUCAAUGUUGACCAGUUCUACUUCCACACUUGUUCCAAGUGCUACCUUCUCCGAAACCAUCAAUACUACGGACUUGAGUGCUUUAACAUCUUCUGCAGGAUUUAUAGGCGCAGUUACAGGAAUUAGUUCUACUUCCACUCAAUCAUCGGGUAGAGUAUUUACUGGCAUGGGUUCUGUUGGAGGAUGGAAUAGAACUUCUUCCAUGAUAUUCGAAUCAUCAUCUUUCCAUAUUCAUACAUCUUUCACAAUCGGGACUUUGACUAGUUUAACAACGGCUGCUGGAUUCAAAGAUUCUGAUCAACCUUCAGCAUCUCUUCCUUCAUCUACUGGUUCAACACUCUUUUCUGCCAGUUUAACUACUUCAGCAGCCCUAUCGACUAUUACAACUUCAAUAUCCAAAGUUGUUUCACUUUCAAGCAUGAUUCCAUUGUAUAGUGCGACUUCGACAACUCGGACCACCUCAUUAUCCAGCCCCAGUACAAUGUCCACCCCAAUGUCAAUACUUAAUGCUACAUCAUUGCCCGCUUAUACCACAAUUUCCAGUUCAAUCUCAAUAUCUAAGACCACUCCAAUGUAUGACUUGACUCCAUUGACUACCCCUACUUCAAUGGCCAGCUUUAUUUCUACGACUAUAGGACCAAGUUCUGCCGCUUUCCUCAACUCAACGUCGGUUACAUCUACUAGCAUGUCAGCCUUAGCCACAUCAUCAAGUUGUGGAGAGCAAGGGGAUUUCGUAUUGAAUGUAAGUUCUUCAUUACCCUUCCCUAGCUUUUGAUUGUUUCAUAAGGCAGGCACAUCAAUUUUCAAGUAAGAUUUUGACAUUGGCAUGGUGCCUGGUUUCUAAAUACCUCACAUUACCUUUAAAUAUUCAGAAACUAAUGGAUCAAUAGUUUGACGACGUACCUCCACUAUCAGUCUCGAACGCUAGCGAUACUGAUGUCCAACCGGAACCCCUCUUUAAUCCAUACCAUCAAUUCCUCUUUUCAGACGGCUUUACAGUGGUUCCACCACCAAAGCGUCUACUAUUCCUUCCUUCUUCGUCACCAUUACUCCUUGAAUUCAUACCAAACUUCGAUGCCAAUUCAUCAAAUAAAGAAACAGGACCAAAUGCAGCAGAUCAUGGUUUCUCUGGUCAAAUAGGAAGUGGUGAUGAAGGUUUUACAGGUUGUUUUAGUUUCAAUCUAUACGGAGCAUCACUGGGCUGUGAUUCAAGGAAUGCGGCAUGCGAUUUCACAUUUACCGGAUAUAGUUAUGAUCUCGCUUCGAAGAAGACUUCUCAAGUUACUCAACAAGUUGUCAAUGUCCCAGCUUGUCCUGAACUUUCAAAUUGUGUUUUGACGAGUGUUGAUUUGGAUUCUAGCUUUAGGGAUUUGACAUAUUUCUUAAUGAAUGUCACUGUGGCUGGUAAACCAAAACUUUGGUGGAUGGAUGAUCUUCGUUUGGGAUGGUUUGAUAAUAGUUGUUCCAUGGGUUUUUGUCGCCAAAAAACUCAUUUGAAGCGCUGA
Molecule: messenger RNA, 2575 nt
Organism: Sclerotinia trifoliorum
Lineage: Eukaryota; Fungi; Ascomycota; Leotiomycetes; Helotiales; Sclerotiniaceae
Source: the annotation of a GenBank genome assembly